AUGAGCUGCCUGCUCCUGACACGCUGUCACGCUUUCACAGGGAUCACGUUUCACCAUAUGCUGUCAUUUGAUGCCAUGCGAUUUCCAGUUGAGACUUGGCACUCGUUCCUUGGGUCAGUUUUUUUCCCGUGCAGCUUUCGCCACAUGGGAUACGGCGGCUCCAACAGCAAAGCAAACAUGCCCUGCAAGGUAGUCCAGCGGCAGGUCGUGACAAGAGUCGAAGGUAGUUCGCUGUCGAGAGCCGCCUUCACCCCCCUGCCCCUGCAGAAGGGGGGUGUAAUUCAGGGCCGAGCUCUGCAAGGCCGAGCUCUGCCCACAGUGCUGACUUGUGUUCUGCUGCACCCUGUGGUGCUGUCUUCCUUUCUCCGCAUCCCCCUUCCUCCUGGUAGAAGAGACGCGGACUCGGCCCGAUUUUCUCCGACUCGGUGCUGGUCGAUCCUGCCUCCUCUCGCGCCCAAUGCCCCUCGCGGAGCGCAGAGGCCCGCGCCGACGGAGCCCUUCUCGCGCGGAGCCCGGCAGUCCGCGGGGGGGCUGCGGGGCAGUGCCCGCCGCAAGCACGCCGUGCCCACGCCCGGUGCGCGGUGGGCCAACAGGUGGAUCUCGAGGCCGAUGCUGCUGGACCUCGAGCCGUUCCUUUUUGCGUGCAGCUACUGCUGGAGGCCUGGACAGCUAUUAGCAAACAUCUUCAGCCCUAGCGAUGCAACAUUCUGGUCCCCAGUGGACACUGUCAGAUUUGUGACUUGCUUGGGCCGCGCAGUUUUGGCCACUGCCAAUGCCGCUCAUGUUGCAGCCACCAGGCCUGUGAUUGCGAGGGGCUCGAAUAGUAUUGUGCGCCUUGGCGACUGCGACCAAUGGCGCCGUUUUUUGUUCACUCUCGACACAGGCUGCUUGAACACUGGUGCUACUUGA
This is a messenger RNA of Prorocentrum cordatum, 909 nucleotides long. Lineage: Eukaryota; Dinophyceae; Prorocentrales; Prorocentraceae. The record is from the annotation of a GenBank genome assembly.